Messenger RNA from Penicillium taxi, 870 nucleotides. Its product is annotated as SDR family NAD(P)-dependent oxidoreductase. The transcript has 2 exons. The record is from RefSeq and is a predicted model, not a curated record. Lineage: Eukaryota; Fungi; Ascomycota; Eurotiomycetes; Eurotiales; Aspergillaceae. The coding region runs from base 1 to 870 and encodes 289 amino acids. Gene Ontology annotation, molecular function: oxidoreductase activity, acting on the CH-OH group of donors, NAD or NADP as acceptor.
AUGACAAGUCUCCAGAACAAGGUUGCGCCUACUCGCAUGUUCGAGAGUAAACUUGCUAUUGUCACAGGAUCAGCAAGAAGUAUUGGUGCAGCCAUCGCCCGUAAUUUAGCAAGCAAAGGCUGUAAUGUGAUCAUCAACUAUGCGACUAAAUCAUCCGAUUCCCUUGCCAAAGCUCUUGCUAUAGAGCUUGAGCAAGAAUACUCUAUCCAAGCAUUGCCUGUUCAAGCAGACAUAUCCUCCCGUGCCCAAUGUGAGAGCCUUAUUGCUGUGACCAAGAACCAUUUCUCAAAGUUGGGAUCAUUUCAAAUCGACAUCAUUAUCCACAACGCGGCAAUCUGCUACGUUGGACCACUCGAGAGUGUUGUUGAAGAUGAGUUCCGCAGGAUCUACGAAGUGAAUGUGCUUGGUCCAAUUCUUCUCACUGCUGCUUGCAAACAAUACCUUCCCAGCGACCGAUCUGGGCGCAUCGUAUUGCUCUCAAGUAUUAACUCCAAGGUUGGGACUGAGAAUACCACUUUAUAUGCCGGUACUAAAGGCGCUGUUGAGGCCAUGACUCGAGUAUGGGCUCGUGAGCUGUCAGAAAACGCCACAGUCAACGCAAUAAACCCUGGCCCUGUGAUGACGGAUAUGUACAUGUCUGCCGAUGAUGAUAUCAAACACUCUCUUGCAAAGUGGAAUCCUCUGACACCAUUGACAGCUGUACGUCCUGAUGACAGUGAAGAGAUGAGAAUAUUGGGUGAGAAAUUUGGAGGUAGACCUGCAUAUGCGGAAGAUAUUGCUGGACUUAUUGCAACUAUAUGCAACCCUGAGUUUAGAUGGUGCACUGGAAGCAUCAUUUCGGCCAAUGGGGGCCUUUCAUUCAGUAUUUAG